Messenger RNA from Aspergillus puulaauensis, 759 nucleotides. RefSeq lists its product as uncharacterized. Bases 1 to 759 code for a protein of 252 amino acids. The record is from RefSeq and is a predicted model, not a curated record. The transcript has 3 exons. NCBI's taxonomy places the organism in Eukaryota, Fungi, Ascomycota, Eurotiomycetes, Eurotiales, Aspergillaceae.
AUGCGCCGGUCUGCGGAGUUUGUUAUCCAACACAUGAUGACGUUGAAACGGUUUGCAAACGCUCGGGUCCUGUUCGUGGGACGUUUCGCAGAGCAACAUCACCUUGAUCUUACGGAAACAGACUACCCCUUCCGGAAUAUCGGCAUAUGCCUCGAGCUGGACGACCAAGACCAACUACAGAACCCACCGGAAAAUCUCGGCGAGGAUCUGUGCACCUCGUUUCCCGACCGUUUCUUCGAGGUGGACACGCCUGAUAUUGUCGCGGACAUAACGCCCAAUUCGCGUAUAACCCUGAUGCCCCCUAGCAGGCUACCCUUCACGCCUCCCUUGGUGCCCCUGGCCGAAGUCGCCAACAACCUGGACUCCGGAAUAACGAGCAAGAUUGACACGCUAUGUCUCGCUAUCCACGCGGUGUCAAAUGAGCACGAUUUGUACGAAAAGGCUGUUAGGAGCCACGCAAUCCGUCUUGCAGAGUCCCUGAUCACAGCGCAUUCUCCUAAGCUGGAGUUGGCAGACCGCCAACGUCGAGUCGUCUUGGAUGCCCUUCCGGGGUUCGUGGGAUACUCUGACCAUGACCUGUCAUGGUGGAGAGAUCACAUUAUAUGGAGAGGACUGAUGCCCGAUCGUCCACGUGCGAGCCUCAGCCCUCGUUCACUUUCUGUUUUCUUCUUACGUUUUGUUCUUCCACUUUUUAUUGUCCCUUUAAUUGGGCUUCCGCUUUUUGCUCACGGAUGCUGUAUCAAGUUCCAUCCAUCCUAG